AUGAGUUCUUCCCACUUGAAGAGUCUUUCGAUUGGCUCGGAAACCUCGUCGAAGUCAGGAUCGCGAACCGAGCCGUCGCCGCCGCCGCCGCCGCCGCCUCCAGCAGAUCCGCCGGCAUAUUCUGACACUACCGGAUCUUCCGAUUUUCAAUUUGAAACCCUCGACUUUACCCUCAGUCCUCUAGGGAUUCCGACUUCAUCCGAGUGCGUAGCACAUUUAAGGCUUCUAAAUGCAUUCCAUCGACUGAGGUACGAAGUUGGCAACUUCGAAGGUGUCUUUGGUAUCAAUGACCCCGGUGCGACAGAUGGGCCUGAUCGCACUCGUAAUGCCGAAUGGUUGAAAGAAAAACGAUGGGCCAUCUACGUUACAAGAGCAGCCGAUCGGUUCGAGAAAUGGUGGGGUUCGCUACCAAAGACUUCAGGCGAGAAGAAUGCCGGCGAGUAUGACACGAGCGAACCACACGGGAAACCUACCUUGAAAACUACAGAUUUCGAAUUCGUAGUCGAAACCUCUCCGUCUACUCAGAAUCCACGCACAUUUCCGGUCUCUAGACAGCCACUAGGGAUCGGAGAAAAGCUACCCCCACUCGACAUCCUAAUGGUCUGGCAUGCGUACAUGUUAAAUCCAAGAGUGUACCUCGAGGACUGCAUGCGUCUAUCGAGACAAGACCUCUACACAACCCCGUUCCCUUGGGAACAAGUUCACAAACGAAUCAACGGAGACACGUUUGUCUUUACUGUGCCAGCAAUUCAGAAGAUCAACUUCGAGAAAGAUACUGGGAUCACCUGGGACAACAUCGACGGUCCGAACGAAAAAGAGAUUGCUUGCCCCAAUUGUUCUACGACACUCCACGUGCCAUGGACGCAGCCUCCCGCGGAAUUACUUCUAAAUGAUCAGUCUUUCAAGACCUUCAUGAGCCAUGACUCAGGUUUUGCAGGUAACGGGUUCUCCGAAACUUGUCAUUCAUGUCACUUGACCGUGACGCACGAAAAGCUACGCGUCGCAAAAUUUAUAGAUGACUGCAAUGCCCUGCUAUCGCAGAAACGGCCUAUGCCAGGUACGAUCCUUGGCUUGGACGGGACACCAGAACUAGUCGAAGAAAAGAAGAAACUGGGUAACCACGACCUCUUCUUCCCGAAUCGCAUAGUGGAGCAGCUGCCCGAUUUCCGAUUCUCGUUCAAAGCAGACCCAGAGCUCACAAUGGAGAAUGUCAAGUCCCGCAUCGAAUCUAUCAUGGCCAACUCCUCGGAAAUAAGCGUUGUGAACGCAGACCAAAGCAAGCCCGACUUCAUCUCCAAGAAAUCGAAGAAUGCAAUCCGGCGGAUGAUGGCGCAGUACUGGGACAACUCUUCGCGAUUUGGCAUUGAUCUUAUCGGCGCCGUCAUCCGCCAAGGCACAUUCGUACAAAAGAUGUACAAAAUCGACUGGUACCACUCCCCCGCCAUAAUCGCAACCAUGGACCGCUCAAUUCUCAAAUACCACCGCUUCAUCGGCCUCAUCAAAGACAACCCCAAAAGGACAGCCGUGCCCACCCUCGACGUCGACUUAGCCUGGCAUACACACCAGCUCAAUCCGAGAACCUACUACAUCUACACCGUCUACGAGACCAAGAAAUUCGUCAACCACGACGACAAGAUCCCUGAAGGCGAUCUCUCCACCUUCUUCAAAUGGACCUGCAACGCGUACGAAAGGAAAUACGGGAAGCCGUACUCCGAGUGCUCGUGCUGGUACUGCGAGUCCACCCGCGAAUCCCAACGCCUCUCCAUCGUGUCAAAGCUGAACCCUCUCGCUAGAGCGAGACUGUGGGAGGUCGGCAUCUACCGCACGCGCCAGCCUACCGAUGUCGUCAACGGGCCGCAUAUCUCGACGCACAACGCUAUCAAAUGGUCCGCCGACGGCUUCGAGCAGCGGCCAAAGCUGUUACACGACAACGACAAGGGCUACGCCAAAGUGUGCAAGGCUGCGCAGAAGAAGGGGACGGAGCCGCCGAACAGGGAUGAGGGCGAGUAUGUCUAUUCGCCGUACGGCAUGCCGAUGUAUGUUGAGUACUAUGGCCCGUAUGUCGCAGAUCCUACGGUCGGCGAAGGCGCCUAUUGUACGGACCCGACGCAGGCGGAGAAUAGGCCCGGGGGCGGGGGUGGAUGCGUGGCGGGGACUUGUGGAGGCACAAUUAGUCUUGGGAGCUGUGCCGGUGAUGCUGGGCCAGCUUGUGCGAGCGCUUGCGGUGGACAUGGGGACGCGGCUGGGGGUUGUGGAAGCUGUGGAGGGGGAUGUGGAGGUGGAGGAGAUUGA
Molecule: messenger RNA, 2292 nt
Organism: Mytilinidion resinicola
Lineage: Eukaryota; Fungi; Ascomycota; Dothideomycetes; Mytilinidiales; Mytilinidiaceae
Exons: 2
Coding region: 1-2292 (763 amino acids)
Source: RefSeq, a predicted model, not a curated record